Molecule: messenger RNA, 2408 nt
Organism: Ornithodoros turicata
Lineage: Eukaryota; Metazoa; Arthropoda; Arachnida; Ixodida; Argasidae
Product: MFS-type transporter SLC18B1-like
Exons: 15
Coding region: 383-1927 (514 amino acids)
Biological process (GO): transmembrane transport
Molecular function (GO): transmembrane transporter activity
Source: RefSeq, a predicted model, not a curated record
CAGUUUGAGCGCUCAGUUGGGAGACUGCAUGCACUCCCGAUGCUGCAGUGAAAUGCAUGCAAUCUUGAUUUAAGAACAGCGGCUUAAGCGGGAUCCUGAAGAGAAAGGGCUAUAACUGCUAUACAGGGACACUACACGCAACACAGGAAGCACAACGCCAGGACCACUUGUCAGGAAAACAGAAUAACAACUACAAGACGUUUCACGACAGAGGACGGUCAAUCGCCGUCAAGACACUGGAGCACCGGUGCAACACAGUCGAUAUUGUCAAACGCUGAUGACAUCAAGUGGAACAGGAACAUCACUAAAAGUCGUUAAAGGAACACACCCAGCAGACUCCUAGUAUUAACAGCAAGCACAACAAGGAAGUUUUGUAAGAACAAUGGUCCGCGCCCUUAUCUCAGAACGGGAAGACCCGCCAUCCGUGCAUGAUAAUCGAGGGUUCAGAAUCGACGGCACUGUGUCCCCAGUACCGCCACGAAUAGGCCAUGCAAGCUCCGUUAGCAGAUCGGUUCAAGAAGAGCCAUCCGCUUCUGAAGAUUCAAACAGCAGUCUAGCGAAAAGUCAAAAGGACAGGUCUUUCUUGGGACGAUGUCGUCGGAAGGCUUGGCUUCUCCCACUCAUCCACACACAGUUCUGGUAUGCGGCUUGCUUCUCCCUGCUAGCGCCAUAUUUCCCACCACUGGCAGAAUCUAAGGGUCUCUCUGCCUCGAAGUAUGGCUUCGUGUUUUCGAGUCUCAAGGCCACCAUGCUUAUAGGUUCCAUCGUCACCGAAAGACUGAUGGUUUAUAUGAAGCCUUCCACGGUGUACCUCAUCGCUCAGGGAGGAUACUUCCUAUGUGCUCUAGCCUUUGGAGCCCUGUAUUGGUCUCCGGGAGGGGAUAUCCUCUUGGGUCUCGCUAUAACAGCUGCCAUGUUUGGCGGCUUCUUGGGGGUCAUGUACGGGGUGUGCAUGUAUUCCAUUGUGAUUGAGAGGUUCACCGGCAAUUCCGGAAUCAUCAUUGCAAGCAUGGAGUGUCUUUGGGGAAUCGGCAACAUGACCGGCGCUAUUCUAGGUGGUGCGCUAAUCGAUGAGUGGGACUACCCUUUACCGUUCUUCGUCAUCGCAUGCAUCAUGAUGCUAUCCUUCCCAGUCAUAGCAAAGCGAGGACCGAUACCAAAGGCACACAGACGUGUGAUAACAGACGACAUCUCUUCCGGGCAAGCGAAGUACUACAAAGCUUUCUGCGAUCCUGUCUUCCUAGUCGCCAUGGUAACCGUCAUGCUCAGCUGGGUCAUAUUUGGCUUCAACGAGCCCACCUUAGAGCCUUACCUCCGUCAGUUCAAUCUCACCAGUACAGAGACUGGCUCCGUGUUCAUGGUGCAGUACGGCAGCUAUUGUCUCGGUGCACUGCCCGUGGGAAUACUCUGCAACCGACAUUGGGAUGAAUUCUUCAUGUUCGUCGGCCAGUCUCUGACAGCAAUAGCCUACCUCAUCCUUGGACCUGCACCUUUUCUGCCGAUAUCUCCGUCCCUAUGGAUGAUCUACCUAUCUCAAGUGUUUACUGGUGUUGGCAUGUCCUGCCAGUUCGUCUGUUCAUACACCAUCGCCCAUAAGAGACUACUUAAAAAAGGCUACCCGGACACAAUUCGAACGAGUGGCUUUGUGUCCAGUUGUUUGUUCACGUUCCUGGUAUUCGGCGCAAUCACCACGCCGCCUCUCGCCGGAUUCCUGGUGGAAAGGUUGGGCUACAGGAUGGGUACCAUGCCUCUCUUUGCGAUCUUGGCUCUGUGGAGCGGGGUAACGUUUGUGCUAUGGCUGAGCACCUUGUGCUCCAAGGAGACCACCGCAUCAACAUCCGACGUGACUCCGAAACAAGGUCACGUGACAACGACUGCCAGCGUGCCGAAGGAUGCGGUAGAUUACGCGGAGCUGUAUUGCAGAUAGUGCCAAUGCAGGCUCCCGUUGAGGCAACCUACAGGUGCAAACCUUGCCCAGAAAGCAGCCAGACAUGUUUCUGUUUUCGUUUUCUUCAAGGACGAUGGUAUAGACGGACGGAAUCAUAUAACCAAAGAAGGGGAAGUUGACCCGUAAAGACAAGCGCUCGCUACUGUGUAUUUAUAUUUUGAUAUACUUCUUUCUAUUUUUAUGUACAUUGUCUUCGCGUGCGUGAUAUAUUUCUCACGUGACUGCACUGCGCCUGCGCGCUCCUCUUCACGUGCCAUUUCUCAUACAUUCUGGUUGAGAACAAAUUCAUCAUUUUUCUGGGUUGGUGCAGUGGAGCAACGCCCGCUCUACACCGUGUCGACACCUUUGGUUGAUAUAUAUAUAUAUAUCUAGAUAGUACCUGAUGAGCACAUGACGUACCUGCACCUUUCGUGCAGAGCAGGCUCUGCACGAAUGUCUUGUUUCAACGUUUUGAAUAAAA